AUGGCGCCCGGACUCGUCGAAACCAACUACCCGCCCACCACCACAUCCACAUCCACAUUCCUCCCCACACCAAAGUCUAGUAAUGCCCACAGCUACGUCCCUGGUCGUACCACUGUCAAGAAGCAUGCUGUACCUUACAAAUACGAAGAUCUUCGGCCACACUUCCCCAACAUCACAUGGCCAGCUUACACUGAGAUCCCCUACGCCGACAAAGGCCAACUAGGCGACCCCAACUUCAAGAACCUCCUCGCAACUGCCACAGAUGUCUUCGACUACAAUCCAAAGAUUGGUACUGAAGUACACGGUGUUGAUCUAGCAAACCUUACAGAUGCUCAGAAGAACGACCUUGCUCGACUGAUUGCCACACGUGGGGUUGUGUUCUUCCGAAACCAGAAGAACUUUAGCAUCGAUGAGCAAAGGGAGCUUAGCAAGUACUUUGGUGAGCUUCACAGGCAUGCUACAACUGGUGUGCCAAAGCGUGAAGGUUUGGAGGAUGUUCAUGUUAUCUACACCGGCGAGGAUAGCCCAGACCUGAGGGCGUUGUUCACCCCUUCGUUCCUAUGGCACUCCGAUGUAACAUAUGAACUCCAACCUCCUUCCUACACCUCCCUCAAAGUCCUCACCGGCCCGCCUCGCGGUGGCGGCGGAGAUACUCUCUGGUCUUCACAAUACGCAGCAUACGACAUGCUAUCACCACACAUGCAAAAGUACCUUGAAGGCCUCACCGCCCUACACUCCGCUGAGCUCCAAGCCCAAGGCUCACGGGACCUUGGACGAACAGUACGCCGGGAGCCUGUUACCACUGAACACCCACUCAUCCGAACGAACCCUGUCACUGGCUGGAAGAGCAUCUUCUUUAAUCCUGGCUUCGUGACGAAGAUCGUCGGUGUACCGAAGACGGAGUCAGACCACAUCAUCAGUUUCUUGACUGAGAUUGUGGCAACUAGUCCAGAGGUACAUGCCAGGUUCCAGUGGAACGAGGGUGAUGUAGCUUUCUGGGAUAACAGGGUCACGAACCACUCUGCUACUUAUGGUUUUGCACCCCAUCGCCGGCACGCUGUGCGGGUCACUGUCCGUGCUGAGCGGCCGUACCUUGACCCAAAGAGCCGGUCGCAAGAGGAAGAGUUGAGUGAGAAGUAUGGAGUGCCCAAGGCAAAUAAGGAUGGAAGUGGUGUGGUGAACUACAAUGAUUGA
This is a messenger RNA of Alternaria atra, 1194 nucleotides long. RefSeq lists its product as uncharacterized. Lineage: Eukaryota; Fungi; Ascomycota; Dothideomycetes; Pleosporales; Pleosporaceae. The record is from RefSeq and is a predicted model, not a curated record. Gene Ontology annotation, cellular component: cytoplasm. Bases 1 to 1194 code for a protein of 397 amino acids. Gene Ontology annotation, molecular function: 2-oxoglutarate-dependent dioxygenase activity. The transcript has 3 exons.